UUAGACCGCUACAGUCUGAAACACGGUAAACAACGGUGUAAUAAAAAGGCGGUAAAAGAAAUUUUGAAAAAAUUUGUAUAAAUAUGUGAAGUGCGUAAUUAAACCAUUUUAAAAUUUUAAUGAUUAUUUCUUUAUGAAAAUCCAAACCAGUUGCUUAACGUGGCGUAAAAUAUUGCGAAGGCAUAAAAUAAAAUUAUCAAAGAAAGAAAAUACAAAAACAAAGAAAUUUUGAAAUUCUACUUUCAAAAAUUAAAUAAGAUGAGUGGAGUAUUACGUCGCGGUUCCUUAAAUUUCGAUUGCAAUUUGAAAGGCAGCAAUACGCGCGGCAACAUCGAUACAAAUUUAUAUGGCGGUUAUCGUGACCCGAAGCCGCGUACGCCGGAAAUUAGUGUGAUCGCUUUGGAUUUUCGGCGUUAUUCGGAAGAUUUAAAAAAGGAUACACUAAAAACGCUCGAAACUAAUUGCUUACCCUCAACGGAAGGCGAUUUAAGUCAAGAUGAAGAUUCGGAUGUGAUUUCGAAUUUUAUUGGUCAUCAUGGUAAAUGGCAGUUAAUUUGGACAUUUCUGCUGACACUCUUUCAAAUACCACCAACAUUUCAUUUAUUCGUCUACACAUUUCAGACCGUCGCCAAGGACUACUGGUGUGCGCGCCCCGACAAUGCACCCGAUAUGGAUGUGUCACUCUGGCGUAAUCUAAGUCAGCCCGCCGGCUCCUGUUCCAUAUUAAAUCUUAACUACACACAACUACCGAAUCUCACUGCUACCACCGAAGUUGCUCAACUUAUACCGUGCACAAAUUUCGAAUUCUCCAGCGCUGAUGGGAGUGCCCGCUCAUUAAUUGAGGAAUUCGGUUUGGUUUGCAGUCGUGAACGGUUUGUUAGUGUUGUGGAAAUGUGCUUUUUAGCUGGCGCUGCGGUGGGUAGUGUUUCGAGCGGUUGGAUUUCAGAUCGUUUUGGUCGCAAGCAUACGCUGAUGAUUUUCGCAUUGGUACAGAUUAUAUCCGGUACUUUACUGGCAUACUCCGUCGAUUUGGCUAUGUUCAUGUCACUGCGUGUCGUGGCUGGUUUUGCAUCGAUGACUGUUAACGUAGUUAGUUUCGUUCUCGUCGUUGAAUUGGUCUCCGGCAAAUGGCGUACCAUCACUGGCAUCCUGAACAUAUUGCCAGUGCCGAUCUCAUAUAUACUCAUGGCUUGUAUAGCAUAUUUUGAACGAGAUUGGCGAAAUUUACAGCUCAUCAUUUCAUUACCUUGGCUGGCGGCAUUAUCGAUUUGGUAUUGUAUGCCGGAAUCACCACGUUGGCUACUCGCUCAAGGACGUCUCAAUGAAUUAUAUUCUUUAGUUGAACGUGCUGCCACUCUCAAUAAACGCAUAUUGCCACCAAAUUAUAGAAAAACAUUGGAAGCAGCAGCACCACCGCCAAACAAUGGCCCAAUAGAGUCUCAACAACAAAAACAAACAAUACCUGCAUUUUUAGCAACGCCUGACGGUGGUGGUGCCAACCAUGUGGGAACGAUUAUUCCCAACACCACGGAAUCCGCCAUUCCCACCACUCAUGAUAAUCCCUUGAAGGUGGUAUUUAAUCGUUUUUAUUGGCGCACAACUUGUCUGAACUUAAUUGUCUGGCUCACUUUAAUUAUCGUCUACUAUGGCCUGACAUUGCAUUUGAGCAAUCUGGGUGGCGAUAUCUAUUUGAAUACGAUUGUUGCUGGUGCAAUUGAAGCGAUUUCGGUUUGCGUUAGUAUUUUCGUCGUUUUAAAGGUGGGCUUGCGUCGAAGUCUCAUAGCGUACAUGCUUGUGCCUGGAAUAUUCUGCUUGGCCACAAAUCUACUGCCAACCAGAGAUGACAAUCAAACCGCUGUAAUAAUAAUGGCUAUAAUUGCAAAAUGCGUUAUUGGUGCCAAUAAUGCCAUCAUACCCUCAUAUACAGCCAUGCAAUAUCCGACAGUGGUGCGUAACUUCGGUGUGGGUAUGGGCAGUCUAGCAGCGGGCGUUGCUCUCAUCUUAGUACCUUAUAUGUGGUUAUUGGAAAGUGUGGAUCCACUGCUGCCGAUGAGCAUAAUGGGAGUUUGUGGUAUCAUCGGUGCUAUUGGAUUAUUCUUAAUGAAAGACAUUGAACACUAACACUCGGGCAAAUGUUCAAAGAGAUUGGCUUGGCAUGACAAUUUGGUUAAUUGUUUUAAAAUUUAAUGAAUUCAAAACCUCUCGCGGUAAAUGAAUAAGUACAUUAUAGCACAAGUUGCUGAAAAAAAAAUAAAAUUAAAUUAAAUCAAAUUAAAAAACUAUAACAAAAAAUUAAAAACAAACAACAUUGUCAAACACGACUGUGUUGUUUUAACUGUGAUAAUCUGUAUUUGACAAUUGGCAAAUGUAAAAGAGUUGCAGAAAUGUAUUCAAUGAGGCAGCUAGGUUCAUAGUAUUUUAAGUGAUGAUUUAAACUCAUCAUUCACAUACAAUUAUAUAUGCACACAUUAUAAUGAUAAUUAAUUCAAUUAUUUUUUUUUUUUUGU
Molecule: messenger RNA, 2507 nt
Organism: Ceratitis capitata (Mediterranean fruit fly)
Lineage: Eukaryota; Metazoa; Arthropoda; Insecta; Diptera; Tephritidae
Product: organic cation transporter protein
Exons: 7
Coding region: 259-2121 (620 amino acids)
Biological process (GO): transmembrane transport
Cellular component (GO): membrane
Molecular function (GO): transmembrane transporter activity
Source: RefSeq, a predicted model, not a curated record